Messenger RNA from Lodderomyces pseudojiufengensis, 1725 nucleotides. RefSeq lists its product as uncharacterized. The record is from RefSeq and is a predicted model, not a curated record. Bases 1 to 1725 code for a protein of 574 amino acids. NCBI's taxonomy places the organism in Eukaryota, Fungi, Ascomycota, Pichiomycetes, Serinales, Debaryomycetaceae. The transcript has a single exon.
AUGAGUUUUUAUAAUCAAGAUGAAGAAGAAGGAUUAGAUGGGACUAUUUUGAAAAUUCCAUUAUCAAUAGUUGAUAAAGAUACUUCGGAAGAAAUUAAAUCAUCAUCUAUCUGGUUAUACGUUUCAAAAGCUGAUACAAAUAUAGAUGAAAUUAAUGAUUUGACCAAUAAUACCAAGACUAGUGAUUUAAAUUUUACAUAUAUUUCAAUUAUAGCUGUUUGGCCUGAAGGAAGUUACGAUACAGUUAUAAAUUCCGAUAAUAUAUAUGAUAUAUUUGGAUCAAAUGCAAAUGAUCUUUUCACCAAGGAUGAAACUUUUAAUGUAUUUACAAAUUUAUUUCCAUUAGAUUUUGAAAAUUUAAUUGAAAGUAAAGAAAAAGAUGGAAUUCAUCAAAAUUUGAAGAUAAAUGCAAGAUUUGAAGUAGAUAGAUAUAAAUAUGAUUUUGAUUCACUGGAAACUUUAAAUAAUAAACCUUUACAAAUAAUUAUAAAACAAGAUACUCAAUGGAGUCCCAAAAUUGGUCAAUUUGAAUUAAAUCCUUUAGAUUUUGAAGAUAAAGAAGAAUAUAAAUUAGAAAGUAGUUUAUUUAAUUGGAUUGAUUUAUAUAAUAAACAAAAUGAAUCAUUAAUUACAAGUUUAUUAAAUGAUAAAAAAAAAUUAGAACAAAUUGAAGAAGAAAAUUUAAUUUUAAAUGAUAGAUAUAAAAAACAAGAAAAAGAUUAUAAUUUAAUUAUUGAAGAUUUAGAAAAUAAAUUCUAUCAAGUACUUGAUGCUAAAAAGAAUAAAAUAUUUCAAUUAGUUCAAUCUAAUUUACCAAAAUCUGAAUUAAUUGGAUUAAAUCAAAAAUUUUUACAAGAAAAUGGGAAAUUAAAAGGCUUAAAUUUUGAUAAUAUUCCAAAUAUGGAUCUUUCAAAUAGAAAAAGAAGUAAAAAUGGUAACGGUACUACAAAGAAAAGGAAAUUGGGUACAAGAGGUAGAGGGAAAAAGAAAAUUAAAGAAGAGGAAGAAGAAGAAGAAGAAGAACAAACUAGUGAAGAUGAAAGUGAUGAAGAAAGUGAAGAUCAUUUUCCAGAAUUUAAUCCAGUUAAAGUUAAAGAUGAACAACCAAUAUAUAAUUUUAGACCAAGUCGUCGACCACCAAAAUCCCCUGAAUUAAAAGAUGAAUCAUUUACUACUAAAAUCAAAAAUGAUCCUGAUUCAAUAUCAGAUGCUUUUCAUCCUGAAGAUUAUGGUACUUUAAGAAAUGAAUCACCUGAAUUAAAAGAUAGUAGUUUUUCACAAAGUUUUAAUAAUAAAAAAUCUUUUGAAGCAAUAUCAGAUAAAGAUGUUAUAAGAGAGGCUUUAGAAAAAGAUGAAGAUAAUAAUGAAAAUGAUACAGAUAAUGAUGAUGAGAAUGCAACUCAAUAUAGUUCAACAGAAGAUGAAAAUGAAAGUGAUGGUGAAAAUAAUAUUCAUUUUAGUGAUGAUGAAAGUUCAAAACAAUCUAGUCUUGCUAAACAUCAAGUAAGUGCAAUUUCUGAUAGUUUGGGUGAUGCUAAACAUCAAGUAAGUUCAGUUUCUGAUAGUUUAGGAGAUACUAGUCAGAAAAGUAAAGAACAUAGUCAAAAUAAAACUACAAGUCAGAAUAAUAUUAGUAAUGUUAGUCAAAAUAAUGAUAGUAAAAAUGUUAAUGCAAUUAGUCAAGCUGAUAUUGAAACAGAUUAUAGUGACUCCGAUGAUGAUUGA